AUGAGAACAACGGAACAAGCAAAGACCACUAAAAUAGGGGCAACAAGCGGUGGUAUGGUGAAAAAUAUUGAUAGCACGUCGGUUGCAUUGGCCAUAGUGAAUGUUAAUAACGAAUUACAAAAACUUGAAACAAAAGAUAAGAGCAAGGCAAAUUAUAGUGGUGAGUUGCUAAAUAAGAUUAAAAAGAUAUAUGAUGAUUUGAUUAAGAUGCUUAACAGACACCCCCAGUUUCCUUCGGAAGUGAUAGAUCACCAAGACUUGAAUUUGUUUUAUCCGUUGAUGAAGCUAAUCUCAAUAAAUCUAUCAAGGGGUCAGGACGUAGUGGCAUUAACAGACACAUAUGGAAUGCUACUUUGGCACCACAUGAACCAUCCGGUAUUAUUUAAAAACUUUAUGAGGCUUUUCACUUCUCAUGAUACGAUCAUGAAGCAAUUCUGCAAACUCAUAUUAGAAUUAGCGCCGAAAUUACAACCUGUCAAUUUUCCGUAUGCGUAUUGGUAUACCAGAAAAGUUACAGACGCUCUUUCAGAAGAUAUGAAACACGAAUGGCAUGCCAUUUCUAUGGGGUACGUCAAAUUGGUCACAGAAAACGUCGAAGAAUGGUAUCAGAUCAUAUUAGAGUUGGAAAGCAUGAGUAUGGUCUCUACAUUCACCAACGACAAUAAUCAGAAAUUGACCGAUAUGUUGAUCUUAUUAAUUGAAGGAUUUGGAUUGGAAUCAAAGAAAGAGUUGUUGGCCUUAAUGUUUUCGACCACGAGACUGAUUGAGAACUUAGAAUCGCUUUCGGAACUUGAAAUAUCUAGUGUUAACAAAAAGAGUAUCUCGAAGGUGCUUGAAAUGAUCCGAAAUACUCUAAUAUGGAACGAUCCAUGUCUAACAUCUACAAAGAAAGUUAUUUCGAGCCUUUCAAAGACAAGCAGUAUUUCAAUUAAGCUAGACACCAAGCACUCGAUCUUGUUUAUUCUAGAGAUACUCGACCAUGGUAAUGACUUCAAUUAUUUGCAAUCAUAUAAUUUGCUUUCCUACCUCACCAUUUCAUUGAGAAAUUUGAAUAAUCUAUUCCUAUGCGGUAAACAGAACCUAUAUCAACAGUACAACCAGCUUAACUCAAAGAUAUCAUUAACUGCUCUUUUAGCUAACUUGAACUAUAUUGUUUCGACUUCAUUACUUAGUAUCUAUACUGAUAAUGAAGAAAUUCCUGAAAUCAUUUCAACCCAUUUCAAGCAAACAAGAUUACCGCCAUUGCCAAAGUCAGAUUAUUUUUUUGACAGUUUUCAUAAUAAAGACUCCUUUGAUAAUGACUUACGUUUAGCUAAUAACAGUGGUAAUAUAAUUAGACUAAUGCAUUGUCAAUCGUUAAACUUGCACUUAUUGCUGCAAAUUCUCCAAGAUGAACUAUACGCAAUUUCGAUGAUGAACACUUACGCUGCGGAUCAAGUUAAUCUGAAAUUAAUAUUUCGGUUGAUCGACUUAUUGUUCUCUUCCUUGUUCCCAUCAUUGGUAUUUCUACAAAAGUAUGAUGAGCAUAACAAAGAUACAAAUGCAAUCCGAGACAUAAUAUUAGAUAUCUAUCACAAGUUGAUUUCGAUUGAUCUUAGAUUCACUCAGAAUUCUUUAAUGUGGGUAUGUCUAAUCAACUUCGCUAGCGAUAUUUGUUACAUUAACUUAAGGUUUGUCCCCAUAUUUGAGUCCCUAUUCAAGUUUUUGGUGGACAAGACAGCUUCGAAUGCUAUAUUAGAAGAUGAGCUAGUGAAAAGUGCCUUAAACUUUUAUUUCACUACGUUUAGCAAUCAAGAAACCUCUUGUCAAAUUAGUGGAGCAGAUUACAAGAAAGAGAAAUCAUCAAAGGCGAGUUCGGUUACUGUCGAAAUUUCCUAUGAUGAAUAUAAAUUCAUGUAUCCUCAUCGGCAACAGCAACCAGUCAACCCAGACACAAUUACUGAAGAGUUAAGAAUGGAUAGCUUGACCACAAAUGAUCCGUAUGUUAAUGUCGCUCAUACGUAUCCGAAUAUGCAAGACCAUACUGAGAGUAAAAAACAUUACAAUAAUUCAAAUAAUAAUGAUCUGUUGUUUAUAUUUGAGCCAGAAAUUGCAAAUGCUUCAACACCACUAAAAUCAAACUAUGUCACUAAUUUUGCAAGACAACAAAGUAUCCAUGUCGAUCAAUAUGGGAAAGUAUAA
Messenger RNA from Debaryomyces hansenii CBS767, 2181 nucleotides. RefSeq lists its product as uncharacterized. Bases 1 to 2181 code for a protein of 726 amino acids. The transcript has a single exon. Lineage: Eukaryota; Fungi; Ascomycota; Pichiomycetes; Serinales; Debaryomycetaceae. The record is from RefSeq and is a predicted model, not a curated record.